This is a messenger RNA of Aedes aegypti (yellow fever mosquito), 1760 nucleotides long. RefSeq names its product synaptic vesicle glycoprotein 2B. NCBI's taxonomy places the organism in Eukaryota, Metazoa, Arthropoda, Insecta, Diptera, Culicidae. The coding region runs from base 126 to 1706 and encodes 526 amino acids. Gene Ontology annotation, biological process: transmembrane transport. Gene Ontology annotation, molecular function: transmembrane transporter activity. The record is from RefSeq and is a predicted model, not a curated record. The transcript has 6 exons.
AGGUCAAGUUGAGAGACAAAUAGUUGAAACCAUUCAGCAGAAUGGAAACGGGUUUUAGUUGUUGCUGAAUAGUAGUGCUACCUGGAAGGGUAGAUGAAUUACACCUGUGAAUAGAAUUAAGAAAAAUGGUACUUGCUGUGGAUAACAUAGCCGGUGGAAGGAUAUUUUUUAUCGAUCCAACUACCAAUGGAAAACGGGACCAAACAAAAGAUGAAGGCCCUAAAAGUCACACCUUCGAUGAGGCAAUCGAUAUUGUAGGUUUCGGUCGUACCGGCUGGCAAGUGUUUCUGGUAUCUGCAUUAAUUAUGUUGGCGGUAAUUAACGAGACCAUGGGAAUAUCGAUACUCAUUCCUGCAUCGCACUGUGAUUUGAAUCUCUCUGCUACCGAUAAAGGUGUCCUUACUGGCGUAAGCUUUGCAGGUAUCAUCUUGACGUCGCAUUUGUGGGGUUAUGUGGCAGACACCAAAGGGCGAAAGAAUGUGAUCGUGCUUUCGCUGGUAAUCACUACACUAUGCUCGCUGGUGUCAAGCAUGGCUGUUAAUUUCACUACCAUUGCGGUGCUGCGGUUGCUGGUUGGAAUGAGCAUUUCCGCACCAUCUGCAACUAUUUAUGCCUAUCUAGGAGAAUUUACCAAAACUGACAAAAGAACUGUGGUAAUCUCGUUUGCCAGUGUGGCAGUUGGAUUGUCGUAUGUCUUCACCGGAACGUUCGGUUGGAUUGUGCUCUCUUUCGAUUGGCGAGUCAAUAUCUUAGACCUGGUGGAGUUUCGACCUUGGCGGCUUCUCUUCAUUCUGUAUUCACUGCCGGGUGCGAUUGGGGCAAUUUGGCUGAUGUUCCUGCCGGAGAGUCCCAAGUUUUACAUUUCCCGCGGAAGGGAUGACAAAGCGUUGGGAAUCCUUCGGAAAAUGUAUGUGGAAAAUCACCCCGGCACCACUGAAGAUGACUUCCCGGUGAAGAGAUUCACACCGGAAUUGAACGAAACGGUGGAUUGUAUGAAACAGGAUGGUUGUCUCAGCAUCUUGAGCAGCAUGUGGAAUCAAACCGUGCCACUGUUCAAACGGCCAAAUUUGCUCUAUUUUUCUGUGUGUUGUGCUCUGCAGUUUGGAAUGUUUGUGGUUUCAGCAGGAAUGGGCUUAUGGUAUCCGGAGAUUGUAAAUCGCGUGACGAAAUCGAAUGGAAGCGAUUCCGCAACGAUAUGUGAAGUAUUGCGAGGGAUUGAGUUACCUGAGGAAGAUUUACUGUUCGAAGUUGAACUUGAGUGCAACGAUCAUGUCACUAGUGAUGUCUUCGUUUAUGUUAUAGCACUUGGUUCUAUUUACACUUUCCUGUAUUUGGCCAUAUCAACCAUGCUCCAGAAAUUCAGCCGUGGAUACAUUUUGGUUAUCAAUCUAUUGAUAUCUGGUGUAUCUGGAAUGUUACUUGUGUUCAUAAAUGAACCAUAUUUUGUGUUGGUGUUGUUCUGUUCUUUUAUGGUAUUUGCCGGUAUUUCAAUUUCCAUAGUAAAUGGAGCAGCAGUUUCGCUAUUCCCAACUAGUGUUCGAGCCAUGGCAGUCUGUUUAAGUUUGAUGAUGGGUCGUCUGGGAAGCGUAGUUGGAACUAAUAUAAUUGGACUGAUUAUGGAGGAAAAUUGCAAUUUGACUUUUAUUUUAUUUGGGGGUUGCUCUAUAUUCGGGGCUGUGUUAGCUCUUAUCCUUCCAAGCCGAUAGUUUUAUUUUGCUAUAGUUUGUUAAAAUCUAGGUAAAUAAAAAAAUUACAAUCAA